Messenger RNA from Paramecium pentaurelia, 1029 nucleotides. Lineage: Eukaryota; Ciliophora; Oligohymenophorea; Peniculida; Parameciidae. The record is from the annotation of a GenBank genome assembly.
AUGAAAUUUAUCAAAGAAAAUAAAGAUAAUAAAGUUUAAUUCAUUGAAUAAAAAAAAAUCAUUUAUAAGGGAAGUGUUAGAUUGGAAAAGUUUACGAAUAAAUAACAAAACAAUAUCAUUUCAACUUAAAGAGAAAAAUAUAAAAGUGAUUUGAGUCCAAUCAUAAGAUAAAAAAGAACUUAAACAAUUUUGAAACAGCUACUUAAUGAAUAAAAUUAACAGUAACAGAUAAGUUUAUUUAGAGUACUUGAAGCUAAGUCAUCACGUAAUUUUAAACUUAAGAGAAUUUCAGUAGACUAUAACUAUUCAAUUCAAUUACCCAAUAUUGAAGAGUAUUUUCAUUCACAAGAUAAACAUUAAAUGCUUAAAACUAUAAAAAAUGAAAAAAAUAGAGUUGAGAAUCAUAUAGAGAAAUUAGAAAAAAUAAAAAAAGAACUUGAUCUCUCAGAUUAUCUUAUUAAUUAGCAUAAACAAACUUCUUAUUAUUCUAAUACACCAAGUAAAUCAGCAAGAAGACCUACAAUUAAAUUAAAUACUAGUGGCAGUACAUCUUUUGGGAAAACAGAAAAUAUUAAAAUGCAAUUAUCAAUAAUUGAUUGCGAAGACAGAAAAUAAAAUGAUAAAAAUAAAGAAAUAGAAUUAUAUAAAAGAUAUGAUAAAGUAAGGAAUAGCAAAGUUUUACCAUAAUUAGUAACUUAAAUUAAUGAAUCAUAUGAAGAAAAGAAUAAAUUAAGUGAUAAAUUUAAUAGAUAAUUAUAUUAUUGCAUACAUAAUAGAGAUUAUAGUAUUUAAGAUAAAAUGAAAGAAUAUAAUAAUGAUAGUUUCUCAUAUUCUAAAUUUUAAUUAAUUUAAAAAAGACUUAAAUAACAUUUAGAGGGUAGAUUCAAGGCUACAGAGAAUUAAGUGACAAAAUUUGAAGAUGAACUUAAAAAUCUAGCUAAAACUAAUAGAUUAACUGAAAGUAGAAAAGAAGAAUUAUCUAGAAUAAAGAUUGAAUUAGAGAAUGGUAAUUAUUUAGAAAAUUAUUGA